AUGGAAGGAAAUAACGUGGUUUUUCGAUGCAUAACGCUUUUUUAUUUCCGCAAAGACAAGAACACGACACAAACUCGAAAAAAAAUAUGUGCCGUAUACGGGGAAGAUGCCGUAAGUGAUCGCAUGUGCCAGAAGUGGUUUGCUAAAUUUCGUUCAGGAGAAAUGAAUAUUGAAGAUGCUCCUCGCUCUGGCCGGCCAGUCACCACCGAUGUCGACCAAAUUACAGCUUUAAUCGAUUCCGAUCGGCAAAUCACAGUUCGGGAAAUCGCAGCAAGGUUAAACAUUGGCAAAUCAGUUGUUUCCGAACAUUUAAACAAGCUCCAGAUUAUAAAAAAGCUUGAGGUUUGGGUACCGCACGACUUAACUGAAAAAAAUCGUAUUGAUCGCAUUUCCAUCAGCGAUUUGCUAUACAAACGCAACGAAUACGAUCCAUUUUUGAAGCGUAUCAUAACAGGCGACGAAAAGUGGAUAAUUUAUAAUAAUGUCGAGCGUAAAAGGUCAUGGAGCAAGCGAGGUGAACCGCCAUCGACCACUCCGAAGGCAGGUUUACAUCCAAAGAAGGUAAUGCUCUGCAUUUGGUGGAAUUGGAAAGGAAUAGUGUACUAUGAGCUACUACCGAACAACGAAACCAUCGAUUCGGACAAGUAUUGUUCACAGUUGGAUAAAUUGAAGGUGGAAAAUUAUUGGCGCUUGGCUGGGAUGUUUUGCCUCAUCCACCAUAUUCCCCCGACAUUGCUGCUGCUGCUGCUGCUGCUGCUGCUGCUGCUGCUGCUGCUGAGAUUAUCGGCUUAUUUUUCGCAAUAA
This is a messenger RNA of Trachymyrmex septentrionalis, 804 nucleotides long. RefSeq names its product histone-lysine N-methyltransferase SETMAR-like. NCBI's taxonomy places the organism in Eukaryota, Metazoa, Arthropoda, Insecta, Hymenoptera, Formicidae. Gene Ontology annotation, biological process: regulation of DNA-templated transcription. The transcript has a single exon. Bases 1 to 804 code for a protein of 267 amino acids. The record is from RefSeq and is a predicted model, not a curated record. Gene Ontology annotation, molecular function: DNA-binding transcription factor activity; nucleic acid binding.